CUCCCCUGUUGGGGGCGCGCACACGUCACUACAGUCAAUCUCAGUCAGAUGUAGGGGUCCAGGGCAACAGCAUAAUAUUAACCAGAAAGAACGGGAUGAAUUGACUCCCUCUUGUGUGCCACCCAGUGAGGAGGGUUGAGCAUGAUGAGUGGAAAGAGCCUCCUGCUGAAGGUGAUCCUGCUCGGGGAUGGAGGAGUGGGCAAGUCCUCAUUGAUGAACCGCUAUGUCACCGACCGCUUCGAUUCACAGUCAUUUCACACCAUCGGUGUCGAGUUCCUCAACAGGGACCUGGAAGUGGAUGGACGCCUCGUUACCCUUCAGAUCUGGGACACCGCCGGCCAGGAACGCUUCAAGUCCCUGCGUACGCCUUUCUACCGAGGCGCCGACUGCUGCUUGCUCACGUUUGCCGUGAACGACCUGCAGAGCUUUCAGAACCUCGGUGGCUGGAAGAAGGAGUUUAUGUAUUAUUCUGAUGUCAAAGAUCCUGAGCGGUUCCCUUUUGUGGUACUUGGCAAUAAGGUGGACAUGGAGCAGAGGGAAGUGGGGGAGGACGAAGCGCGGGCCUGGUGCGAGGAGAACGGCUGCUGUCCUUACUUUGAAACCAGCGCUAAGGACGACACGAAUGUCACAGCUGCAUUCGAGGCUGCUGUCAGGGAGGUUCUGGCUGCUGAGGAUCACAUUGACCACUCGGUACUGAGUGGAACUAUUGAUCUCCAUGGCAACCGCAAAAUAUCUCGUGGGUCCUGCUGCUGACGGGUCAGCUGUGAGACCUCGCUUUUGGAAUCUCGCUGGCAGAAACCUGAUGGCCAGUGAAGUCUUGUUUAUGGUACAUGUAGGGCAGAUAGCAAUUACUCCAAUCUAUUGUGGAUAAGAUACAGCUGAAACUGUAUUCUUUAUUGAUGCUGAUAAGGUGCAAUCUGAGAGCAGUUCCAACGGUGCAGUCAGUGUCGAAAUGGCUGAAUUAUUUCCACAGCCGAGUAGAGGCAGUCUGAAACACGUCACCUCUUUGUGCACAAGUAGGUUUGUGCCCAUUAAAUGCUUCCAGAGCAGUCAAAAGAAAUACAAAUUAGAAUGAUUAGGUAGACAAACAGAUAGCACACUGUUGUAAGCUGUUAACCUGUCAGUAUGCAGAUUUUUCUAGGUUAUACUGUAUAUUAGCAGACAAAUGCUAGCAGGAGGCCUAAAGCAUUUACUGUUUGCGAGCUGAUUACAUUUGUUUUCCAACCAGGCACGGACAGACACAAGGUACAAAGCGAUACAACGCGAUCACUGCUCAAAUGUGACAUUAUUUUUAUUGACCUCAAUAUAAAGGGAAAUGUGAGCUUUGUUUUUAUAACCCCACUAGAGUGAAACCGAAGAUUCUAUUUCAUUUCCAGUUACGCAUGUACAUUUUAAUUAACCUGCCUUUUCUACUAUUUAUAAACUGCUGUUUGUUUUAUGUGAGGCACCCCUCCAUUUCAUUGUGUUAGUUUUUUCAUAUCACGGAGUGAUGAGUUUGCUUCCCUGGUGUGUAGAGGAGCUAAUGAUUAUUGCACUGAACAGUAAUUUUCCUAAUCAGGGCAUGUUUUUAAUGCUGUCUUUUUGGAUGGUGUGGCAAGCUUUAAUAAUACGGUGCUUUGGUUUUUUUUUAAGCUUUGCUCAUUUGUAAGGUCUCCUCGGCUUUGCUGAUAGUGUUUAUUACACACACACACACAGGCCUCAGCUGAAUGUGAGCACAAAGAUAAAACUUUGUGCAUAGCACAACACCUCUUGAUUCCAUUUAUUCAGUAUGGAGUGAAUCACGUAUUAUUCAGAGAACUGUAUGAUCAUUUCAGCUAAAUGGUACUUCAGUUUUAAUUUAAAUGUGCCGUCGGUACACGACUUUACACUCGGUACGCGUUUACACGAGUUUAUGGAUUCUUUCAGUGAAUAUGACUCUCUAAGUUGUUUUAAAUGGAUUGUCAUCAUAUGGAAUAUUGAUGAUAACUGCUUAUUGUGUUGUAUUCAAGCGUACAUUGUUUAUUUUAAGGUGAUUAUUCCUGUUGCAGUGUUGCGCCGUGUCUACACACUAUGCUCCCCUAAAGCUGCCAGCCUUUGUGUCGUAAAGGAACUGUAUGCGGAAGAGAGAGCGUUAGUGAAGCUCUGUUCAGAUUAGACAUUUUUUAGACAUUCAGCUUUGCUUUAAAAGGUUUGCAUUCAGGAAUUACAGGCCUUCACUACAGUCAUUUUUCUGCAGGAGUUCUUUAAUUGCUCCACCACGUUUGACACGUUGUGGUAUUAUGAGUUUCCUUCUUCAUACAUUUCUCUUUCUAAUACUGUAUAUGUCCAUAGAAUCUGAUUCCAGAACACGGACUUUUUUUUUUUUUUUUUUAGAUGAAAGCCUAAUCCCGCUUUGCUGUUAAAUGUUACCAGUGGUUUUAUUUACUUUUAUGAAGGUGCAGGUCUUCGCCAGCAUUUCAGAGUUUUCCUUUUGAGAACAUAUCGCACUGUUAAUUAGGCCACAGCUAUGGUUUUUGAUGUUUCAUUUCAAAUCUGUUGUGAUAGUAUUUAAAGGCAAAAACAUUAAAACCUUGGCAUUGUCCAAAUACUUCUGGACUUAGCUGUAUGUAUAACACAGAAGUGCAUGUGCAGACUUGCUGACCAAUUACACAAGCGUCACUGUGAACCGAAACCAAACCUAGUCAGACACUGCCGAUGUACUUGUGUAGUUUUGUUCCAUGCAGGCUUUUAAUAAGUAGAUUGUUCACGAUUGACGUUAACUGACGGUACUUUUUCCUCAUUGUAACCCAAUAUGCCAAAUGGCCAUUUGUCAGUGUUUAUUCUCUGGAUGAAACAGAAUCCUUUUGUCCUGCUUGUAUUUCAGUUGCUCGUCUUCUGUUAAAACGAUGUAGCCUAUCACAGUGUUUACCUGAGUUAUUGUGGCAUUAUAAGCGGCAUUAUAUGUGGUACAUUUCUAAUUUCAUGUCAGUGUUCUCUCAUUUGCUGUAAUAUUCAUGAAUGUAAAACCCAAUUUGGGCUGUCCCCCCAGUCAUGGCUGAAAUAAAUGAUCAAGGGCACGUAUUUUAUAAUGACCAAGAUGACACUUGGCAUCUGUUUCGUUCAGUUCAAGCAGUGAAUUAGCUUUAAACUGUGUGAAAGUUGGAGUAUCCAGCUCGUUUUCUUCAUCUCAUUUCUUCCCUUUUUAAACUUUUUGCACUAAAUUUGAUAAGACUGGUUGACAGUGCUUGGCUGCGAAAUAAAACAAACUAAAAAUAACUUGUGUUUUUUGUUUAUGUUGCACAUUGAUUGGAGAAUACUGGCGUGAACUAAUGCAACAAAUAGCAUUUUCCAAUUGGAAUAUUCGUCACCAUCUGCAAAGCCUUGACAUUUACAGCUGCCUUGUCAUUAUUCAUUGAUUUCUUAGAGACCAUACGCAAAAGAUAUUGUUUCCCAAAAUGCAUUUUGUCGUGCCUUGAGACAUACAAAUUGUAGUAUAGAAUGUUAAUUCAGAUUUUUUUUGCUCAUAUGUGACCUGUAUCAGAUUUUUUCAUGUCAGUGUGAACAGUACAAUUCCAAUUUUUCCAAAUGCAACGCAGGCCUUGUUCGUAAAUCCGAUAUUUAUCUGCUCUACUGCAGUCUAAACGGUCAGGUGGCAUAUAUCCAACCUAUCUGUCACUGAAAGACUUGGAUAAAAGGUAGUCACCGAUGUAGGCUAAAAUUCUUAUCCACUGCCACCUAUAUGCUCGGAACAGACGUCGCAGCAAGUUGUCCACAAAGGGCCAUGGCGAAAAUUCUUGCCCUCUUCUUAAAUCACCUACGCGGAAUC
Dunckerocampus dactyliophorus (ringed pipefish) is the source of this 3784-nucleotide messenger RNA. RefSeq names its product RAB9B, member RAS oncogene family (gene rab9b). NCBI's taxonomy places the organism in Eukaryota, Metazoa, Chordata, Actinopteri, Syngnathiformes, Syngnathidae. Gene Ontology annotation, cellular component: phagocytic vesicle; lysosome; late endosome. The record is from RefSeq and is a predicted model, not a curated record. Gene Ontology annotation, biological process: Rab protein signal transduction; retrograde transport, endosome to Golgi. Gene Ontology annotation, molecular function: GTPase activity; GTP binding. Bases 142 to 753 code for a protein of 203 amino acids. The transcript is spliced from 2 exons.